AUGCUGUACACCCCUGAUGGGCAAGGAAUUCAACUUCGUGGAACGCCUGGACCACCCGGGCCGCCGGUAUGCGUCAUCAGUCCGAAUUCCGUAAUGACUGAUGUGCUGACUGUAUCCUCUGGCUGUGGUUAUUCACGUAGCAUGGAUAAUUUCCAAGGAUUGCUCAUGGCAUUGAAAUCGUUAUUUGCUAUUGAUUUAGGUUCCAAAGGUGCUCGUGGAUAUCCUGGUUUUCCGGGAACUCCUGGUGCCAAAGGUGAUCGCGGUGAACGUGGUCCGAUUGGUCCACCUGGUUAUCCUGGUCCGAAAGGCGAACGCGGAUUUUCCAGUCAUGGUAAAAUCGCGGUUGGAUCGCCGAUGCCAAACUCUCCGCUAAUGAUCCAAGGACCACCUGGGCCACAAGGGCUCCCUGGUCCUCCUGGACCGGAAGGACGCGAAGGCAAACCUGGAAUGAAAGGUGAACGAGGAUUGCCAGGUUUCGACGGAGAAAGUAAGAUUGGACCAAAAGGAGAUCAGGGUGAACCAGGACGUGAUGGUGUUCCUGGACUUCGUGGCCCGCAAGGUGAACGAGGAGAGAAGGGAGAGCCUGGAGUAUCGAUGCUGGCACACAGUCAUCGUCAUACUCAAACGUUUGCUGCGCCCGGUCCUCCCGGACCACCUGGACCACCUGGAUCUCCUGGAUCGCCUGGGGCGCCAGGCAUGCCAGCCCAACCCGCGCUCUGUCCACCUGGUCCACCUGGUUCUCGUGGAGCAGACGGACGUCCUGGUCAACGUGGUCCACAGGGUGAAAAAGGAGAGCGUGGUGAGCCCGGAAUGCCAGGUGCACGCGGAUCUCCAGCUCCUGGAGGACCGGCAGUUGCUGGAGCGAAGGUGGUCAUGGGACCUCCUGGUCCACCGGGCAGAGACGGUAUUAAUGGAGAGAAAGGUGAAAAGGGAGAUACUGGCUCAUCGGGCCCGAUGGGGCCACCAGGUCCUGAAGGAAUGCCCGGAAAACGCGGACGACGAGGUAAAAUUGGAGAACCCGGAGUAUGUCCUCAAAACUGCACCUUUGCAAUGGAGAAGUCUGACGCUCUUGUUCGAGAGCUAAUGCCUAUUCUAAAGAAGGAAUUGAAAGAAAUCCGGAUAAAACAUGGUUAUCCUGGUCUACCUGGUGGACCUACUGGUCCAGUUGGUCCGGCAGGACCACGAGGACCACAAGGACUUCCCGGACACUCAGGCGAGAAGGGUGAUCGGGGCGAUAUUGGACCGCCCGGACUACCUGGACAACCGGGUCAAGUCCACGAAGUAACCUCACCGGGUGGCGGAAGUGUACCAGGGCCACGUGGUCCACCUGGACUGCCUGGUCCACCUGGUGAGAAAGGAGAACGUGGAGGGCCAGGUCUACCGGGUCAACCUGGUUCAUUGGGUUUACCAGGACCACCAGGGCCGAUGGGACUACGUGGCUCUCCUGGGGUCGAAGGACGAAUGGGCAAGCAAGGACCGAUAGGACCGAAGGGCGAUAUGGGAUUUCCAGGACCUCAGGGACCACCAGGUCAUCCAGGUUCACCAGGCGAAAGGGGAGCAGAUGGCCAUCCUGGUCCAAGAGGAGAAAAAGGAGAUCAGGGCAUACCUGGUCUUGAUGCUCCAUGUCCUACUGGUCCGGAUGGAUUACCUUUACCAUAUUGCUCUUGGAAGCCAAUGGAGGUGAGAACAGUAACCGAAGAAAGGGUCCUCUAG
This is a messenger RNA of Angiostrongylus costaricensis, 1713 nucleotides long. Lineage: Eukaryota; Metazoa; Nematoda; Chromadorea; Rhabditida; Metastrongylidae. The record is from the annotation of a GenBank genome assembly.